AUGUCUGAAUCGGCGGUUACGCUCGGUGUCGAGCCGGAUGCUCGCACCGUGAUCGGUAUCUCUUUGGGCAACUCGAACAGCUCGAUUGCCGUCACUAUUGAUGACAAGGCUGAGGUUAUCGCAAACGAGGAUGGAGAUCGUCAAAUACCUACGGUUCUUUCCUAUGUCGAUGGCGACGAAUACUAUGGCGGUCAGGCGAAAAACUUCCUUGUGAGGAAUGCGCCCAACACGAUCGCUUACUUCAAGGACUUUUUGGGCCAGGACUUCAAGUCGAUCGACCCCACCCACUGCCAUGCUUCCGCCCACCCUAAGGACGAGGACGGUGUCUCCUUCACCGUCAAGGACAAGGAUUCCGAGGAGCCAUCUACCAUUUCCGUAUCCGAGGUUACUACGCGAUACCUCAAGAGACUUGUUACCGCUGCCUCCGAGUACCUUGGCAAGACCGUCACCUCCGCCGUAAUCACCGUCCCCACCAACUUCAAUGAAAAGGCCCGCGAGGUCCUCAUCAAGGCUGCUGGCGACGCUGGUCUUGAGGUCCUCCAGCUCAUCUCCGAGCCCGUUGCCUCGAUUCUUGCCUACGACGCGCGUCCCGAGGCGACUGUUCAAGAUAAGAUCAUCGUGGUGGCCGACCUCGGCGGCACUCGAUCCGAUGUUACCGUCGUCGCCUCCAGGAGUGGCAUGUACACCGUUCUUGCGGCCGUCCACGACUACGAAUUCGCCGGUGUCCACCUUGAUCAGGCUCUCAUGGACCACUUUGCCAAGGAGUUCAUUAAGAAGCACGACACCGAUCCCAGGGAAAAUGCCCGCAGCUUGGCUAAGUUGAGGCUGGAGUCCGAGGCUACUAAGAAGGCUCUCAGCAAGAGCAACAAUGCCUCUUUCAGUGUAGAGAGUCUUGCGGACGGCUAUGAUUUCGCGGCGACGAUCAACAGGUUACGGUACGAGAUGAUAGCGCGCAAGGUCUUCGAGGGUUUCAACCGCCUUAUCGAGGGUGCUGUCAAGAAGGCUGGCCUGGAUGUUCUCGAUAUUGAUGAGGUUAUCUUGGCUGGCGGCACUGGCCAUACUCCCCGCAUUGCUAACAACCUCGCCUCUAUCUUCCCCGAGUCCACCACAAUCCUUGCUCCCGCGACGAGCGUGAGCGCUCUCAACCCCUCCGAGCUUGCCGUCCGAGGUGCCGCCCUUCAGGCUUCUCUGAUCCAGGAAUUCGAGUUCGAUGAUAUUGAGCAGUCGACUCACCCCGCGGUCAGCACUGUUAAGCACAUUACUAACUCCAUCGGUGUCAUUACCAUCGGUGCUGAUGGCGAGGAGGUAUUUACUCCUGUCAUUGCUACCGAGACCGCCGUCCCCGCCCGCCGUACCAUCACCAUCCCUGUACCUGCGGCAGGCGGCGAUGUCCUCAUUAAGGUUGUCGAGGGCAACACCCACAUCAAGGUUACCCAACCCGAGCCCAAGGCCAAGCCCGCCAAGGAAGCCGAUGACGAAGAUGAUGACUCCGAUGAGGAUUCCGACGAGGAGGAAGAGGAGCAGAGGGAAAAGAUCUGGAAGAUCGGCUCUACCCUUGCCGAGGCCGCGCUCAGGGGCACUAAGAAGGGCGGCAAGGUUGAGGUGACGAUAAACGUCCUCGCUGAUCUGAGCGCCACGGUGACGAUUAGGGAGGUAGGUGAGAAGGGUGGAGUUAGGGGUAAUAUCAAGGCCUCUGCUUAA
This is a messenger RNA of Scedosporium apiospermum, 1701 nucleotides long. Its product is annotated as Ribosome-associated complex subunit SSZ1. Gene Ontology annotation, biological process: protein folding. NCBI's taxonomy places the organism in Eukaryota, Fungi, Ascomycota, Sordariomycetes, Microascales, Microascaceae. The record is from RefSeq and is a predicted model, not a curated record. Gene Ontology annotation, molecular function: ATP-dependent protein folding chaperone; ATP binding. The transcript is spliced from 3 exons. Gene Ontology annotation, cellular component: nucleus; cytosol. Bases 1 to 1701 code for a protein of 566 amino acids.